AUACGUAAUUAUCUACAUAUAUACAUGUAACUUAACAUAUGUGUUAUCAUUUCUAUUGCGUGUCUAUUUCAUUUCACCCCCGAGCAACUGAAAGUGUAUUCGACAACAGAAUUGCGUUCUUGACUGUUAAAUAACUAUAUAGAUACAAAAUUAGACUUUAUUUUACGAUUAAUCAUUCCUUUUUAUUGAUCCAUACUCUGCGAAAACUCGCGAAGCGCACGCUCUGUGGUAACAGAUGUUAGCGCGUGGCACGGUGGAUAUUGAAGGAUAGACAUAAAAUAGCCGAUAUUGAAAACUCCACAAGGACUUUGUAGAACUUUGGAAGUAAUUUACAACAUAAAAAUUAGUUUUAGCUGUCGACAAUUUAAAAAAAAAAAAAACAAGAGAUCUUAGUUGUCGUAACCAUGGAUAAGUCGCUGUUGCCAGGCAACAAAAUGUCAGAUAAAGAAAAUCUGAUUGAAGAAUUAAGAAGUAGAUUAGAAGGAAUCCCGCCUUUAGAAGAUGAGGAAGAUUUCUUUACGUCAUAUGAAACGUUAGCUCGCUACCUCAAGUCUUAUAAUUGGAAUGUAAAUGAAGCUGAGAAAUAUUUAAAGGCCACUAUAGAAUUUCGUAGAGAACAACGACCAUUAUAUGUAGAUUGUAAAUAUUGUCAUGAUAGACCUGGAUAUCAUUCUAUGAGACAGGUGGGGUUUGAUGAAAUGGGCCGACCUGUAAUUUAUGCUAAUUUUGCCCAAGCAGCGACGUAUAAAUAUAUGUUGGAUGAUUCGGUAGCCCAUGUGACGUAUCUCGUAGAGAAUGCUAAAAGGACAAUGAAACCUGGUAUAUCUACCUGGGUGUUUGUUAUUGAUUGUACAGGGAUGACCCUGUCGGCCUGUAAUCCAAAAUUAGGAUAUGGUGUCACACAAGCAUUAGCAGAUCAUUAUCCAGAACGUCUGGGUUUAGUUAUUUGUAUAAAUCACAAUGCCGUUUUUCAUGGCGUCUGGCAUGCUAUAAAAGGAUUUCUUCACCCACAGACUGUGGCUAAAAUGAAAUUGAUUCGAUCCAAAAGAAAAGUUAUGCACGCAUUUGAAAAAUAUUUUUCACCGGAACUGGUGGAUUGGUUAGUCAAAGAAAUAAAAUACAACAAACAAAAACCUCUACCCGCUAGUCAAAAGGAAUUUUGGAAUGCACACGCUGGGGGCCACGACCCCAGAGGUUGUCCCUCAUAUAUCAAGGAAUAUGUGGAACCGUAUGUCAGUAGUAAUCCAGAAACUCGACCCAGUCACAAACCACAUCCAAAUAUUAUAGAUACGGUAUGUGGUAAAGUCAAGGCCAUUGCUUUAACGGCAGAAGAACAAAAAGAGCGGGAAAUAGCACAACAAGUUGCUGCUGAAACAGAAGAUUGUGUUGGAAGUGAUGACGAGGCUGCGGCUGCCGCCACUAUAGAAAUAAGCGAAGAAUUCCAAAUACCAAGUGAUGCCACAAAACUGUGUACAUGAAAAUAAAGUAUUUUUAGAAACUUAACACGUUCAUAAAAUAGGGAAGUUAUUUUGAUGUUGGAUUUAAGAUGUAAAAAGUUUUAAACAUUCUCUGAUGUUCAACAUCUAAUUAUAACAAGUUCUGACAUUUCAUAGUGCAAUACAAUUAAUUCAUAAGGGGACGUUAUUAUCUUAAGCCUGUUUUCCAGGUUGAACUUCACAUGUAUAUUGUAUAAUUAUAAUUAUUUCCCGAAGAACCGGUCGUAACUGUAUAUUUAUUUAUUCUUAGGAUGUCCAUAUCAAUACCAUACUCACGGCGAUUUGACAUUUUCACUUUAUAUAGGUGGAAAUUACAUAGUCAGAUAUAUUAGUAAAGUAUUUUGAAAUAAAAUCCUUUAAAAAUGUCAAUAUUAAGAUAGUUCAGAGAACUAUAAUUUAAAAACCAUAUUGUUUUGAGUGUAAAAUAUUUUGAAGGGUGUGGUGAUUUAUAGAUAAAAUGUGCAUAAUUUUUUCAAACAAAG
Patella vulgata (common limpet) is the source of this 1978-nucleotide messenger RNA. RefSeq lists its product as uncharacterized. The record is from RefSeq and is a predicted model, not a curated record. The coding region runs from base 405 to 1478 and encodes 357 amino acids. NCBI's taxonomy places the organism in Eukaryota, Metazoa, Mollusca, Gastropoda, Patellidae. The transcript has 5 exons.